Myotis davidii is the source of this 671-nucleotide messenger RNA. It is a transcript of the gene FABP5, whose product is annotated as fatty acid binding protein 5. The transcript has 3 exons. Gene Ontology annotation, molecular function: fatty acid binding. NCBI's taxonomy places the organism in Eukaryota, Metazoa, Chordata, Mammalia, Chiroptera, Vespertilionidae. The coding region runs from base 159 to 479 and encodes 106 amino acids. Gene Ontology annotation, cellular component: nucleus; cytosol. The record is from RefSeq and is a predicted model, not a curated record. Gene Ontology annotation, biological process: fatty acid transport.
CGUGGUGAGCACUGGGUCUGUGUUACCAUAGUUCUUAGGAGUGAGUAUGUGAAGAUACGCCCAGCACAGUAAUUACAAUGGGCUCGAGUCUUGCAUUCUGUAAGCUGUAACUCUGGUCCUCCUGACAGCGAAUGUGAUUGGCUUUCACAGGCGUGGGAAUGGCUAUGCGGAAAAUGGGCUCCCUGGCCAAGCCAGACUGUGUCAUCACUUCCGACGGCACACACCUCACCGUCAAAACCGAGAGCACGUUGAAGAACACCCAGUUCUCAUGCAACCUGGGAGAGAAGUUUGAAGAGACCACAGCAGAUGGCAGGAAAACUCAGACCGUCUGCAACUUCGUCAACGGCGCGCUGGUCCAGCACCAGGAGUGGGACGGGAAGGAGAGCACCAUCACGCGGCGGCUGGAGGGCGGGAAGCUAGUGGUGGAAUGCGUCAUGAACAAUGUCAACUGUACUCGGAUCUAUGAGAAAGUGGAGUAAGAAUUCCAUCAUCCUUCCAGGCGGGAAUUAGCCAUGAGGAUAAACAAGCUCAGUUCAAUGAGCAAAUCUCUCCACGCUUUUUUCUCCCCAUUACCGUGUUCAGUUAUCACAACCAUUUUACAUGCAACUAUUUCUGAGUUGGUUUAAUUAAGAUGGACCGUUUCGUUGGUAAAUAAAUGUGUUUAUGCUAUA